Messenger RNA from Oncorhynchus kisutch (coho salmon), 1344 nucleotides. It is a transcript of the gene tmem187, whose product is annotated as transmembrane protein 187. NCBI's taxonomy places the organism in Eukaryota, Metazoa, Chordata, Actinopteri, Salmoniformes, Salmonidae. Gene Ontology annotation, cellular component: transport vesicle. Bases 111 to 860 code for a protein of 249 amino acids. The transcript has a single exon. The record is from RefSeq and is a predicted model, not a curated record.
GAAAAACAACAUAAAAAGUUUGUGUCGCAACUUGCUCUGUCAAAACGUUUCAUUUUCCAUUCUUUCUAAAACAAUUAUUGUACGAAUGCGUUGGACUAUAUGAUAUAAUAAUGAAGUCUGCAUUGUUACACGUUUUAGUGCCCUUUUGUGUUUGUGUCGUUUUGGCGAACUCUGGUCUAUUCAACAGCGUUUUAGUCGACAUGAGCUAUGAUCACUACGCCGAGAAGACAGUUGACUACCUACCCUGUUACCUGGCAAUGCCAUUCAACUCCUUGGUCAAUUUGGGAUACAUUUUCAUGGGCAUUUACUGGCUACUUCAACGGACGGACGGUAAAAGAGACACUAGGGCAGAUUACGUCAAAGACAUGUUCGCACUCAUGGCCAUUGCCUACGCACCCGUGCAGUGGGUGCGCCUCGCGACUCUCCUUCGUGCGCCCGCUGUUUUGGACCAGUGGUUCACGCUUCCCAUCUUCGCGUGGGUGCUGGUGUGGUGCGAUUUUAUCGAGCACGGUUGGCGGCCACGGUACAUGUUAACGGUCGAGGUAUGCUCCAUUCUCAGCUAUGGUCUUUCGCUGGUGCACGACCAAGGGUUCGAGGUGGCCCUCGGAUGUCAUAUGGCAUUCGCGGUCAUCAAAGGUGUAGGGGUAAACCGUAACCAUGGGGACUGCCACUCCCGGAGAUACCUGGGUCUUGCGGUACUGUCCUGUAGUGGUUUCGUGUUGCUGAAACUGUUGGAUCACACCCUGGCCCGGUACCGACCGUUCCAACAUCUCACUGGACACUUCUGGUCCAAAGUGUGUGACAUUCUGCAGUUCCACUACACUUUCUGCUUUCUCACGCGCUUCACCAAAACGGACUGAAUAAGUCUGUCCAUGGAUGAUCAAUGGCAAUAGAUCUGAGUCUGUCUGCAACUAAUGUGUGUUAAUUCAUUCAAUUGUCUUCAUGGACUUAAGGGAGCAGAAAUUGUGUCGAAGAAACAACCCACUUCAAGGACAAAUGACAACUGUGUAGGUCAUUCACUGAAGUUAUAUAUCUAGAUAGUAGGUCAAUCACACCUAAUUCAGAAUUGAAAAGAAAUGUAGGUACAGGUAGGCUGGUUUGAUAAAAUGCAGAGGGGAAAAGGCAGCAAGAACUGAGUCAGCCAAUGAUUUAAGACUGAUGAAGAUAUAUAUUUGUUUUUUCUUUGUAAUUUUAACCAAUGCACGACAUCGCGUUCGUUAACAUCUAAUCUCCUAAGAGAUCAACAUCAGUGCAACAUAUAUUUCCAACAAAUGUGUAAAUAUGUCAAAACAAUCAUUGUCAUAAUAUCUCAAAUUGGAGGAAUUAAAACUGUUUUAUGAGAAA